This is a messenger RNA of Aspergillus vadensis CBS 113365, 546 nucleotides long. Its product is annotated as putative phosphoglycerate mutase family protein. The record is from RefSeq and is a predicted model, not a curated record. The transcript has 3 exons. Gene Ontology annotation, molecular function: catalytic activity. Bases 1 to 546 code for a protein of 181 amino acids. Lineage: Eukaryota; Fungi; Ascomycota; Eurotiomycetes; Eurotiales; Aspergillaceae.
AUGUACAGCAAGUUAUCACUGUCUCUCGGCCUCUUGGCCACGGCAACGCUGGCUCUUGCCGAGCCGACCGUCUAUCUCAUUCGCCACGGCGAGAAGCCCAGCAAUGGAAGCACCGGCCUCAAUGCUGUGGGUUUUGAGCGGGCCGACUGCUUGAAGACUGUGUUCGGCCCGGAUUCCGAUUAUGACAUCGGAUAUAUUAUUGCAGAACAACCCAAGUCAGGGAUUAACAGACUCGCAGAUGGAAAACGCGACCGCGCAUACGAAACGGUUCUCCCUUUAGCAGAGGAACUGGGCCUCACUGUCGACACAUCCUGCUCGAAGAAAGACACAAAGUGUGUCAAGGACCUGGUGAAGGACUACACCGGCAGCGACAACAUUUUGAUCUGCUGGGAGCACAAGGAGUUAACCAAGAUCGCUGAGAAGCUGGGUGACGAUGAUGCACCUACCUACCCCGAUGACCGGUUCGAUCUCAUCUGGACUGACCCUUACCCUUAUACCAAUAUCACCGACAUCACCAGCGAGAAUUGCCCGGGUCUGGAUAGCUGA